GUGACAUCAUCACUCCUUUCAUGAAUAAGAUUUGAGAGAAGACAAGUACCAGCUUUCUCAAGAGAAGAAUUACAGUUCGAUCUGACUACAAGCUCAAGAUGUCUCAACAGAUAGAGGUUACAAACAUCAAACAGGUGGAAUACUUCAGAGAGAUGGCAGGCUCAAUCUCCGACAUGCUCGGUGAAUCUAUACUGGGACGGGUUGGGUGCAAUGUUGAAGAGCUGUUCCAGAAUAUAUCAAGGUGGAAAGCUGAGGAAUGCUCUAAGCCAGAGGCUGAUGAGGAAGAAGAUGAAUCCUCUGUGGCUCAUAAGGUGGACCGGUAUUUGAACAGGUUUUAUAACCUUCGGCGAGCUUUUGCAGAGCACCAAGGAGAGGAAGACCUGGUCAUUAUGGUGGAUGAGGCAGACUUAGGCAGAAAAAGCAGGAUCAACAAGAAGAAGAAGAAGCCUUUUUGGAAGCCCUGGCCUAAAUAUAAAUCACGGAAGCGAGCAACAAAGGAGGAUCCGGAUAAGGCUCUCGAGUCACUACUCACUGCCUUACUCGACAGUGACUCAAAAUCCGUCACUCCGUGUCCUGAAGAGACGAGUAGAAGAAGCAGACAUCAAAUCAGGAUCUACAAGAAGCAGAAGCCUUUUUGGAAGCGCUGCUGUUUAUGGAAACCAUGGAAAAAGGCACAGCGAGCAACAAAGCAGGAUCCGGAUAAGGCUCUCGAGUCACUACUCACUGCCUUCCUCGACAGUGACACAAAAUCCGUCCCUCCGUGUCCUGAAAAGACGUCUGCCACUCCCUCAAUUGGCUCCAGUGAGGACAGCAAAGCUGCUAAUGAAGCAGACUUGACCUCUUUCCCUCCGAAACCGAUAAAUUUGCCAGAUAAAGAUGUCCAACUAGAGAGUAGCAGAAGCAGACGUCAAAACAGAAUCAGCAAGAAGAAAAAGAAGUCUUUUUGGAAGCGCUGCCGUGAAUGGAAACCAUGGAAAAAGGUUCAGCGAGCAAGAAAGCAGGAUUCGGAUAAGGCUGUCGAAUCAGUGAGUGACUCAAAAUCCGUCCCUCCUUGUCCUGAAAAGAUAUCUGCCACUCACUCAAUUGGCUCCAGUGAGGACAGCAAGGCUGCUAAUGAAGCAGACUUGACCUCUGUCCCUCCGGAACCGAUAAAUGUGCCAGAUGAAGAUGUCCAACUAGAGAGUGGCAGAAGCAGACGUCAAAGCAGGAACAACAAGAAGAUCGACAAAAAGAGGAAGCCUUUUUGGAAGCACUGGUGUGAAUGGAAACCAUGGAAAAAGACCCAGCGAGCAAAAAAGCGGGAUUCGGAUAAGGCUGUCAAGUCAGUACUCACUGACGCCUUCCUCGACAGUGACUCAAAAUCCGUCCAUCCGUGUCCGGAAGACACGAGAAGCAGACGUCAAAGCAGGAUCAACAAGAAGGAGAAGCCUUUUUGGAAGUGCUGGCCUAAAUGGAAACCAUGGAAAAAGGCCCAGCCAGCAACAAAGCAGGAUUCGGAUAAGGCUGUCAAGUCAGUGAGUGGCUCAAAAUCCGCCUCUCUUGUCAUCACUUCGAACAUCCUGCAAAAUUUGAAAAGCUCCAUUGACAAGACUCUCAGGGAAACGCUUGGUGCGGACAACUCUUCUCACAUGACACUGAAACUCACAGAGGCCAUUGGGAGCAUUGUUAAUGAUAGUGUGACCUCUGCUCUGUUAGGGGCCAUGCAAGCCCCACAGAAUGAAGGAUCUUCAAAUGUCCAUCGUGCUACCUACUGCAUCCAACAAACCAAAGGGCCGCCUUGGUGGCAGAGCAAUAAGGUCCAGCCGGACUCAAACCAACAAAUGGACAAAGCUGUCAUGUUGUCAUCUGGUGAACAGUCAUCUAGUCCCAAAUGCUCCUCAUCUCCUCCUCAAGCCUCAUCCCGCAUCAGCUCCAGAGGGUCGAACAACACCCCUCUGGUGUUACUGGAUUAUGAAGGAGAGAAUGAGGAGAAGACAUUGGAGGACACCAGAAACACCCCACCUUCACACUCCAUUCUCGAGGGUGAUGAGCACGCAAGUCAGCUCAGCUCCGCAAGUCAGCUCAGCUCCGCAAGUCAGCUCCGCUCCGCAGGUCAGCUCCGCUCUGCAACUGAGCUCAGCUCCGCAAGUGAGCUCAGUGAGCUCAGUGAGCUCAGCUACGCAAGUGAGCUGGACUCACAGGGUGUCAUGGCUGCUUUUGACACGGAUGCCAAUAAGACCCAGCAUGACGAAGGCGACUGUGUCUACCAAACCUGCAAGAAGACCAAGAGUCCGCAGACUUCAGCAGAGGUUCAGGCUGACAGAAAAAUAUCUAUCAUGAAGAGGCUCCGCCGCUUCCUCCACCUGUGAGAGUGACAUGAUCACUCCUUCCCCCUGUCGGAGAUCAUGUGAAAUGAUGGAGGGAGAGAGGUGCCUCUCUCCCUCCAUCUAUUACCUCCCAGCCCCUAAUGAAUUAAUUAAUUAAUUAAUUAAAAGAUUUAAAAAAUAAAAAACUUAAUUCAUAAAAAAA
Molecule: messenger RNA, 2508 nt
Organism: Sebastes umbrosus (honeycomb rockfish)
Lineage: Eukaryota; Metazoa; Chordata; Actinopteri; Perciformes; Sebastidae
Exons: 3
Coding region: 99-2348 (749 amino acids)
Source: RefSeq, a predicted model, not a curated record